Messenger RNA from Alosa alosa (allis shad), 6470 nucleotides. RefSeq names its product phosphofurin acidic cluster sorting protein 2. Gene Ontology annotation, molecular function: transmembrane transporter binding. Lineage: Eukaryota; Metazoa; Chordata; Actinopteri; Clupeiformes; Clupeidae. Gene Ontology annotation, biological process: protein localization to plasma membrane. The coding region runs from base 164 to 2998 and encodes 944 amino acids. The record is from RefSeq and is a predicted model, not a curated record. The transcript has 24 exons.
UGAAAUGCCUCAAUCGUAGGCUCCGCCUUUAGCCGUGGCGAAUCCCUGUUCCUCUAUCAGUGAUGUUUCUAAGAGGGGGGGACGUGUUGGGCUCAGUUGUAGGCAGUGGGUAGGUGAACGAGGUCCAGAAACAGACAGCCUGAGCUGCGAUCCCUGAGAGGCGAUGAUGGCGGCGGCUGUAGAGAGAGGAGGGGUACGAGCCGCCUUCUUGAAUCCAGGCAGCGGAGGUGGUGGCGGCGGUGGACCAGCCCCGAUGCUUGUCCCCGCCGCUCCCGGAGCCCCGGCUGGGGCUGCUGGUUCGUGCUCAGCGUCGGGAGGUUCGGGUCCCAUGCCUGUGCCUAUGAAUCUUUUUGCAACAUGGGAAAUAGACCGAUCGUCUCCGAGCUGUGUUCCGAGGUUGUGUAGCCUUACAUUGAAGAAGCUCAUCGUGCUCAAAGAGCUGGACAGGGAGCUCAACUCUGUGGUUAUCGCUGUGAAAAUACAGGGUUCCAAGCGAAUCUUGAGGUCAAACGAGUACAUGCUCCCCCCGAGUGGUCUGAUGGAGACGGACCUGGAGCUCACCUUCUCCCUACAGUAUCCCCACUUCCUGAAGCGUGAUGCUAACCGGCUGCAGAUUAUGCUCCAGCGGCGCAAACGCUACAAGAACCGCACCAUCCUGGGCUACAAGACCCUCGCUGUGGGGGUCAUCAACAUGGCUGAGGUGAUGCAGCACCCGACGGACGGGGGUCAGAUCCUGGGUCUCCAUAACAACGUGAAGGAGGCUCCGGUGCGUGCGGCCGAGCUGAGUGUGUACUCGCUCUCCAGCCAGCCCAUCGACUCUGAGGAUGCCAGUGGCCACCCUGAAGCCAAGGCCAAAGCCUCGGACCGCUCCCCAGACAUGGACAACUACUCGGAGGAUGACGACGACAGCUACUCCUCGGAGCAGGAGGCCAGUGACGACGCCGCGCAGGCCCAGUAUUUCCCUGUGUCCCUCUCUGUUGCGCAGGACCUUUACGACGAGGACGACGACGUCCAGAGGAAGCCAAAGAAAUCACGGAGGAAAAUGAUCAGGACCACCUCCAUGACCAGGCAACCCAAUUUCAAGCAGAAGUUUGUGGCUCUCCUGAAGAGGUUCAAAGUAACAGACGAGGUUCUGGACUCGGACCCGGUGGACCAGACCCAGGAGGUGGAGGAGGAUCUGGACCUGCUGUACGACAGCUUGGAGGUCUACAACCAGAGCGACAGCGGCCCCGAGAUGGAGGACAACGAGAGUGUCCUGAGCACCCCCAAACCCAAACUCAAGCCCUUCUUUGAGGGCAUGUCCCACUCAAGCUCUCAGACGGAGAUUGGUAGCCUGCACAGCCAGAAGAGCCAGCCACGCGAGUCCUCUUCAGGAGACCUGUUGACAGUAGAGAAGAGCAAAUUAUCUGCAGGUCGCUUCACAGAUGAGAGCUCUGUCCUGGAGCCUACACCUGGGGACGAGGCGGAGGAGGAGGUGGUGGUUGUGGGCACGACGAGCGUUGCUGCAGCCGAGCUCAGCGCCAGCUGGGACGUGAGCACGGACAAGCUGGCUGGCACCGUGGGCAAACUCUCCAAGACCGAGUCCCAGAGUCACAUGUCCCCCAGUAAAACGGAGAACAAGCUUGCACGGCGCACCCGGAGCACCUCCAUGAAGGACCGGCAGAACUCCAAGGCCCAGAGUGACCGCACCAGCAGCAUCGACAGCGAGACCUCGCCCGACUCCAGGCUCACUGUACAGGUUCCCAGGAAGUCUGUUUACGACCAGCUGAACCAGAUCCUCAACUCAGACGAGACACUGCCAGAGAGCAUCAUCCUCAUCAACACCACCGACUGGCAGGGCCAGUAUCUGAAUGAGAUCCUGCAUGAACACGGCCAGCCCAUCGUGUCCACCAUCUCCAGCGCAGACGUGCAGGCCGCCUUCACCACCAUCGUCACGCGCAUACAGCGCUUUUGUAACUGUAAUGCCCAGACCCCUCCCCCCAUCAAGGUGGCGGUGGCGGGGGACCAGAGUUACCUCAGCACUGUGCUGCGCUGCUUCGUGGAGCAGCUGGCCAACAAGACGCCCGACUGGCUCAGCUACAUCCGCUUCCUGGUCAUCCCCGUCGGAUGUCACCCUGUGGCCAAAUACAUCUCCACCUUUGACAGCAAGUUCAACAACAUCUUCAUGGACGCCGGCUGGAGAGACACCUUCAGCAGGCUGGAGGCCCCGACAUCAGAUAACAUCGAUGUGAAUGGCCGUGUAAACCAGUAUCUGGCUGGAGCCAGCGUAUCUCACCAGUUCCCCAUCUCAGAGGCCAUGCUAACUUACAAACAGAAAAGCCCUGAUGAGGACUCCUGUCAGAAGUUUGUGCCAUUUAUUGGGCUGGUAAAAGUGGGAAUAGUUGAACACAGCCUCUCUACUUCAGUGGACUCUGAUGACUGCAUGGUUACCGGGGUGACCAUGCUGUCAUCCCCCCCACCUCAGACAGGGGCACAGUACGCCAAAGACCUGACCUGCACCCCACCCUCCUCCCCCUCCGUCUCCAACGCACUCUCUGGAGCAGGUUCUCCGUGCACUGGCGGAGAGGUGAUGGGUCUGCAGGUGGACUACUGGACGCUGCCGGGCGUGGAGAAGCGCAAGGAGGGUGAGAAGAGGGACGUGGGCGUCAAGAACACGCUCAAGAGCAACUUCCGCUCGCUGGCCGUCUCCCGCGUGCCCGCAGGGGGCGAACUGGCGCCGCCGCCCGGAAUGGCCAUGACCGUCGUCAUGAAGGAGAAGAACAAGAAGGUGAUUUUCCUGAGCAAGAAGCUCAAAGAGAAGGACGUGGACUCGAAGAGCCAGGUGAUCGAGGGCAUCAGUCGCCUCAUCUGCACUGCCAAACACCAGCACACCAUGCUGAGAGUGUCCAUCGACGGCGUGGAGUGGAAUGACGUCAAGUUUUUCCAGCUGGCCGCCCAGUGGCCCACCCACGUCAAGCACUUCCCCGUCGGAGUCUUCGGCUACACCAAGCCCAUCUGAACCCCCCCCACCCCACACACACACACACACACACACACACACACACACACACACACACACACACACACACACACAUCUCUGCCCCACCCCACCCCACCCUAUCCUCACACUCCACACCUCCUCCUCACCUCCUGAGAUCCCCGCAGAUCUUAAACCCUCCGAGAGAGAGAGGGAGAGCGAGAGGGAGGGAUGGGGCUUCUGGACUGUUACAGUGCAACGGCGGGAAAAGGCAAAUCAAUUCAUAAAGAGUGACUCUUCGACAAGGAAGCAAACAAGGAAAACAAAAAACAAAAAAUACUGCAAAAUGUAAGAAUGGAAGGAAGAUGGAAAGAAGGAAUAAAUGACAGAAAGUCAAGGACAAACUGAUUUUCCUGUGGAAAAGGAAUAUGACAAGAAGUGUUGACUUUUGGAACCUGUGAGUCACCGCCAUCUUGGCCACCUACCCCCCAUACUGGAUGUUGUCACGGUGGUUUGUUAAUGUUGUUGGUGUGUAGCUGCCCCCUUCUACGCAGCUCAAGUAGGAGGGAAAAAAAACAAACUGUUUUUUAAAUGUGUGUUCAAGCGUAUGUGCUGCCUUUUAAAAGAUGCAACAAAAAAAAAAGACGAAAAAAAACUAGACAAAACACACGUUUCAGUCACAGCGUGUGUCGUCAUGAGGAGAUGGUAGCCAGCAUAUCAGGCAGCUUGGUUUUGCACUUUUUUGUUGUUUGUUUAUUUUGUAUAAGAAAGUGUUAUGAUUUUUUGUUUAGAUGUUAUUAUUUCUGUGAAAUCCUGUGAGUAGGUGCUCUUUUUGUGCUAUGUUAAAAGGGGUUGGGAGACUUAAGUGAGUGUGUGUGUCUGUGUGUGUGUGUGCGUGUGUGUGUGCGUGUGCAUGCACAUUCGUGUGUGUCAUAGUGUGUUAGGGUGCUUAGAUAAUGAAGUGUUGCUCUGAGACAGAACUUUUUUCCCUCUAACCUGAGAGGAAUGUACUCGCACUCCUGUUCUAGUCUACAUUUUUAGUCCAUUCAAAGUGACUUCAGUGACUCCAGUUUCUUUUUUAUAUAGGACCUCAUUUACUUAACUGGCUAACAUUCUUGCCUUUUUUCUUUUGAAAUGAAUAUGUGUGUGUGUGUGAAUUUGAAGAUAAAAAAAUAGUGCAGAAUCCAGGAGCCUAUUUUACGUAGGGAGAUGUUGGAGAAGUCGGAUGCUCAUGCACAUAUAGAAGGCCUUAACGACAAAGUAAAAACCAGACAGAAACGAUUUUUGGCUAAAAAAGGUUUUUCUUUUCACUCUUGGUCACCAUACAGAGUCUCCACCUGCACACUGCUGCGUUGGCCUUUAUGGGUUGCGGUCAGCACAGCUCUCAAACCGCCUUUUGGCAGGCCGUGCCCUCCUCGUGCCGGUGGUGUCCACAGUGCCCCCCUGUGGAUACACGAUGGUAGUGCUGCCGUUUAAAACCAUUCGUGUGUCUUUUACCAUCCUCACGAGGGUCAGUGCCCCUCACGAGGGUCAGAUACUGAUGGUCAGCUGUGCUGGCAGCCGACAGUGUCCCCCCCCUAAGGGUUCGGCGUGCGCGGCAUUGUGGGUUGGUGGUAGCCAUGGCGUCUGGGGAAACUGGCCGGUGUUGGCAACGUUGGCACCUUUUGUGUUGUGCCCACUCCUGGCCCCUGAGUGCCACUGCUUGGCAGCGCCAUGUCACACAGCCAUCCAGCUACUCUGCUGAUAUUGGCACGGUGGACAUCUGCAUUUUUUUUUUUGGUGAUAUUUUUCCUUUUUUUCGACGAGCGCAGGACUUUCAAACCUUCUCUGAUUUUAAGGGCUGAUAACCACUGUGGAAGUCUGGAAGGGCGCGAAUGCUGGAACAUACACGAGGGGAGGUAAACCCCCGAGCAAAGACUCUUUGAAGAUUUACUAUGUGUAGGUCUUCUCUUUCUCUUUCUCUUUCUUGCUCUCUCUCUCUCUCUCUCUCUCUCUCUCUUCUCCAUUUCUCUGGUUUUCUUCCUCUCUCACUGUUUCUUCUUCUUCUCUGCCACAUUAUGAAAAACCCUUUAAUACUGAGUGUGUUUGCAUUGCAUGACAAUUUUUAGCUUUAGACCGUUUGGAAGUGAUUGGUCUGCUGUGACGGGGGAUAUUUUUUUCAAAAACGCUUGAAACCGCAAUUUCGACUUGAUGUUACAUGGUGUCUAAGCGUCAUCUAAGGACUAAGGCAAAAAACAAGAGAAUGUCAUUAACAAGUGUUUAUAUACUGUAUGUAUGUGGGUAUGUCUGUGUGUGUGUGUGUGUUGUUCAUUUGGGUGCAUAACACAGUUGAGUGUGUACAUUUGGUUGUGUGUGUUUAUUUCCAGGGAGUCGCAUCGAGACCUGCUUUGGUCUCCUGUUUCGGGAAGGGUGUACUGUGAAAAAUGUGGUGAUCCUAUGGAACUUGCCUAAAGGGAAUGUGUGUGUGUGCAUGUGUGCGUUUGAUUAAACUGGAGCGAAACGUGGCGCUUUAUCGUUUGGAUUGAUAUUGUACAAACGUAUUCUCCAACUGUAAAACUCUGGAAGAACUGUGGAUGUUUUAGCCCCCCCCCCCCCCCUCCUUCUCUCUGACUUUCUCUGUCUCUGAAGUUGAUGGUGAAACUUACAGUAUAACUACAAUGUAUGUUGUUUUAAACGUUUAUUGUACAGAUUACCUUUUUUUGUUCAAGAAGGUAUGAAAUUUGAAGGCCUGUGAGCUAUGAAAAGGUCAAUAUGCCUUUUUUUUAGACAUUGGAGAAAGAGAAACGUUCUCUCACUGUCAGCUGACUCCAGGCUAGGUUCUAUCCUCAUCUUUUAAAGCACUACUUUGUCUGCCAUUUUGAGAAGACUGCCCUUCGGUCUAAACAACUUAAGAGCUAACAGGAAAUGAUAUGUACUCUAAUAUUGGGUCAGACCUGGUUUCGUUUUGAAAUUUUAAAAUGCGGACGUCUUUGCACAAAGUUAUUUUUUUUAAAUUAUAUGACAGUAUUCUUUUUUAAAAAAUAGACCACUGAGGAAAAGUCUUUUGUUGGCUAUUUUGUAUAGUUUUGUUGUGUAUGUACAAAACAAAUUGUAUUGUUUCAUAUCGUUUUAACUUUUUUCGUGCAAUGUCUUACACAUAGCUUUUGUGUACUCCGAAACGUUCAGAUUUUAACCUGGCUUGCGUUCUAAAAAAAAAAAAAAAAAAAAACUAUUAUUAACUGUUCAUUGUUGUGGUUGUUUUUAUGGCCCUUUUUCAAAAAGGAGUUGAGCUCUUUUAUAGAUGAGUUUGUUGUUUUUAUUCUUCUGACAUUUCAGCUGUAGGUGAGAGACUGAGACUCCAGCCGGUGUGAUGAGGUUUUAUAAGUGCACAGAAGAAGACUUGUGUGUGUUUGUAUCCUUUUCUCGCUUCUCUCUUUUUUUGUAUUUGAUAAAUACUUAAAUAACUAUUCUUCAAAUUCAUACACAAAUUACAAAUAUUGAUGAGAAUAAUAAUAAAAAAAAAACAUGGAAAACA